UAUCAAUAAAUCAUAGUAAAACCUUUCUUGCGCAAAAAUGUUUGCAGAAAUUCUCGUUGAUAAACCCCUUGACACAUAUCUUUUCCAAAAAGUCUCCAUUGAUUUCUCUGCAUAUUCCACUCGGCUCGUGGUUGGAGAAACGUGUUUCAGUGCAAAUAGAACUGCCGACAUGGAAAACCAUGGAAUUUUAGUAAAUCUACUGCGGGUUAACAUUGUGUGUGAAUAGUCAAAAGAAAUGGCCUUUCUGAAGACCUUCUUCAAGAGGAAGCCUCUUGUGGCCAAUUCCUUGAUCUACGGGUCUUUGUACGUUGGAGCGGAAUUCUCUCAACAAUGGGUAACCAGGAAAAUAUUCACAAAACCACCUGAGCCGAUUGAUAGGGCGGCUUUGGGAAGAUAUGCUGUUAUGGGUACUUUCAUCUAUUCUCCAAUUAUGUACGGUUGGUACAAAUGGCUCGAUAAGAAAUAUGUGGGGACGACCAUUAGAAUUUUGGCGCCAAAACUCGCUCUGGAUCAAUUUCUUUUAACUCCCGUCCUACUUACUGUCUUCUUCACGGGAAUGUCCACAAUGGAGGGAGCUGAAGAUAAAUUCCACGAGUGCCAGCAAAAGUUCCUACCUACAUUCGUUCGUUCCUGUCUCUUCUGGCUGCCCGUUCAAACCCUCAACUUCAUCUUCAUUCCACCCGCCUUCAGAGUCACUUUUAUGGGAUUCUGUGCCUUUGCAUGGGUCAACAUCCUUUGCUGGGUAAAACGCCAGGAUGUUACUCCUGCGGAUUCUCUCACAGCGGAAACUCACAUGGAUUGAGUGCCUUUAGAUAGCUUUUAAAAUGCACGUACAAGUUUUUUAAAGCACAAUUGCUAAAUGCUGAAACCAAAGCACUAGUUAAAUGAUUUUGAGCACUUUUACCGUGCAAUUGUAGGUUAAAUUGUUAACUACAGCCUUACUAAAUAAAUUUAAGCAUUGUAGACAAUUUACAAUAAAAUUCGAAUCUUGAGAGCA
Messenger RNA from Phlebotomus papatasi, 997 nucleotides. Its product is annotated as mpv17-like protein. The transcript has 3 exons. NCBI's taxonomy places the organism in Eukaryota, Metazoa, Arthropoda, Insecta, Diptera, Psychodidae. The record is from RefSeq and is a predicted model, not a curated record. Gene Ontology annotation, cellular component: membrane; cytoplasm. The coding region runs from base 236 to 802 and encodes 188 amino acids.